Oxyura jamaicensis (ruddy duck) is the source of this 3177-nucleotide messenger RNA. It is a transcript of the gene ABCG4, whose product is annotated as ATP binding cassette subfamily G member 4. Gene Ontology annotation, cellular component: plasma membrane. The record is from RefSeq and is a predicted model, not a curated record. Gene Ontology annotation, molecular function: ATP binding; ATP hydrolysis activity; ABC-type transporter activity. The transcript is spliced from 18 exons. Lineage: Eukaryota; Metazoa; Chordata; Aves; Anseriformes; Anatidae. The coding region runs from base 7 to 2475 and encodes 822 amino acids.
CCGUGUAUGGAAACCAAGCUCACUUUUCCCUGGGCCGUGCUCGGGGGGCAAGGGGAGGAGGGCAGUGACUGCUAUGGGACUGGGGCUCCUCUUCCUCACCGUGCUGGCCACGCUGGGCUCCUGCCAGUACCCAGGAGACCAGGACACCUACUGGUCCGGCACAGCGCCCAUCUGCCUGGGGGGCUGCAAGGGGAAGCACAAGGAGCUGAAGAGGAGCCAGUGCGGGAACGGCAGCUGCUGCUGGCUGGGCUACAAGUCCUUCUGCCGAGUGAACUGCGGGCGGCCCGAGGCCGACUUCAACUCGGUGGUGUACGGCAACGACUGGUGGGUGGGCUCGGUGGUGCGCUACAGCUGCCGGCCUGGGUUCCUGCUGCUGGGGGACCCGGCCAGCGCCUGCCAGUCCGACGGCCACUGGACGCCCAAGCCCACCUGCCUCCGGGAGGGAGAGGAGAGGAGAGGAGAGGCGGCGGCGCUGCGGCAGCGGGGAGCGGCGGAGCCCCGGGAGCUGCGCUGGGAACGGAGCCCGCAGCCCGGCAGAGCGCCACGAUGGCAGAGAAGGGCAUGGAUCCUGCCUGCGUCUCCAUCGCCCUGGAGGACACGGUGUGCCACGCCAGCCCCCCGGAUGCCCCACUGCUCACCACCCACCUGAAGAAGGUGGAGAACCACAUCACGGAGGCCCAGAGGUUCUCCCACCUCCCGAAGCGCUCGGCCGUCAACAUCGAGUUCAUCGACCUGUCCUACUCCGUGCGCGAGGGCUCCUGGUGGAGGAAGAGAGGGUAUAAAACUCUCCUCAAAUGCCUGUCGGGGAAAUUCUGCCAGCGGGAGCUCAUCGGGAUCAUGGGGCCCUCGGGCGCCGGCAAGUCCACGCUGAUGAACAUCCUGGCUGGCUACAGGGAGACGGGCAUGAAGGGGCAGAUCCUGGUGAACGGCCGGCCGCGGGACCUGCGCACCUUCCGCAAGAUGUCCUGCUACAUCAUGCAGGACGACAUGCUGCUGCCGCACCUCACCGUGCUGGAGGCCAUGAUGGUCUCCGCUAACCUGAAGCUGAGCGAGAAGCAGGAGGUGAAGAAGGAGCUGGUCAACGAGAUCCUGACGGCGCUGGGGCUGCUGGAGUGCUCCUACACCCGCACCAUCUCCCUGUCGGGGGGGCAGCGCAAGCGCCUGGCCAUCGCCCUGGAGCUGGUGAACAACCCCCCGGUCAUGUUCUUCGAUGAGCCCACCAGCGGCCUGGACAGCGCCUCGUGCUUCCAGGUGGUGUCCCUGAUGCGCUCCCUGGCGCAGGGCGGCCGCACCAUCAUCUGCACCAUCCACCAGCCCAGCGCCAAGCUCUUCGAGAUGUUCGACAAGCUGUACAUCCUGAGCCAGGGCCAGUGCAUCUUCAAAGGCGUCGUGACCAACCUCAUCCCCUACCUGAAGGGCCUCGGCCUCCACUGCCCCACGUACCACAACCCCGCCGACUUCAUUAUCGAGGUGGCCUCGGGAGAGUACGGGGACCUCAACCCGGUCCUGUUCCGCGCCGUGCAGAACGGCAUGUGCACCAUGGCCGAGAAGAAGAGCAGCCCCGAGAAGGCCGACUCGUCGUGCCCAGCGCACUGCGUGGCGGACGUGGACCACAUCGAGAGCCACACAUUCGCCACCAGCACCUCCACCCAGUUCUGCAUCCUCUUCAAGAGGACCUUCAUCUGCAUCCUGCGGGACACGGUGCUGACCCACCUGCGGUUCAUGUCCCACAUCUGCAUCGGGGUGCUGAUCGGGCUGCUCUACCUGCACAUCGGCAACGACGCGGGCAAAGUCUUCAACAACACCGGCUUCCUCUUCUUCUCCAUGCUCUUCCUCAUGUUCGCCGCCCUGAUGCCCACCAUCCUCACCUUCCCCCAGGAGAUGUCCGUGUUCCUGCGAGAGCACCUCAACUACUGGUACAGCCUGAAAGCCUACUACCUGGCCAAGACCAUGGCCGACGUGCCCUUCCAGGUGAUCUGCCCCAUCGCGUACUGCAGCAUCGUGUACUGGAUGACGGGCCAGCCCCCCGAAGCCACGCGCUUCCUCCUCUUCUCCGCCCUGGCCACCGCCACGGCCCUGGUGGCUCAGUCCCUCGGGCUUCUCAUCGGAGCUGCCUCCACCUCGCUGCAGGUGGCCACCUUCGUGGGCCCCGUCACCGCCAUCCCCGUGCUGCUCUUCUCGGGCUUCUUCGUCAGCUUCAAGACCAUCCCCACCUACCUGCAGUGGAGCUCCUACGUCUCCUACGUCAGGUACGGCUUCGAGGGCGUCAUCCUCACCAUCUACGCCAUGGAGCGCGAGGACCUGGAGUGCCUCGAGGACUUCUGCCCUUUCCAAAAGCCCAUCAAGAUCCUGCAGGAGCUGGACGUGGAGGAGGCCAAGCUCUACCUGGACUUCCUCAUCCUGGGCAUCUUCUUCGUCAUCCUGCGGCUCCUGGCUUACCUGGUGCUCAGGUACAAGGUCAAGUCGGAGAGAUAAAGGGGCCACGGGGCCCCAGUGCCGCUCCCGGGCCUGGCCUGGGGACAGACACAGCUGGACCCGGCGCCCCGGGCCGUGUCGGUGGGUGCCAGCCAGGCCUGGCUCAGUCGAGAAGGGUUUUGAGACAUCUCGGAACUGUUUUAACCUUUCCACGCACUCUUCAUCGCAAACGUUUUGUACAGCCCUGGCGCCUGCCACCCUCAUUCCCCUGGGGACUGCUGGACCCCAUGGAGCUUGGGACCCCUCCGGCCGCCCUGCCCCUCUCCAAGGGGCACCGGGGACGGUCCCACGGGGCCAAGGGGGCUGCUCUGUGCCAGGAGGGGACACCCGCAGAGCCAUCACGAGCCCCCGGAGCACCAGGCACGUGCAUCAGCACGGAGAGGAGCACGAAGAUUCAGCAGGCCCCGUUGCACAAGGCUUUCAUGUUUCCUGUUUCCGUAGCCGCAGAGAUUGCUGCAUCCCCUUUUCCUUUCGGCCUAGAUUCCCCCCCCCUCUUUUUUAUUUUUUCCUCUUUUUUUAUUUUUAUUUUAACCCUCCCUGCUUCUUGGAUCCAUCCGUGCUGCUGCUUGGAUCCAUCCUCAGAGGGGAUCUGCAACCCUGGGGACUUGGCGGGGUCUGUGGGAGUGGCACGGCGCUCUCAGACCUUAGGCAGCCUCGUGUUUGGUCCCUGUUGGCUUUGGGAUCCGAGCCAAGAGGAUAAAA